Molecule: messenger RNA, 1437 nt
Organism: Daldinia loculata
Lineage: Eukaryota; Fungi; Ascomycota; Sordariomycetes; Xylariales; Hypoxylaceae
Product: kinase-like domain-containing protein
Exons: 2
Coding region: 257-1327 (356 amino acids)
Source: RefSeq, a predicted model, not a curated record
CAUAACCCUACCUAAAUAUGUCAAAAAUUAGGUAGUUUUUGAUGCACCUACCUAUAUGAAUAUGAGUCGGGUUAAAGCCUAACCUAGUUGCUUACACCGCUGAUUCAAGCCAUUAUGGGUCGAGUAGUCGACAAUCACCGACCCCAGCCGGAGUGUAUUUCGUUCGAACUUGUAACUCACUCAUAUUUAUAUCGGAUGCAUCUUGUAAUUAGUACCCCUUCAGAUUUCUCCUUUUCUCUCGUCAAGGACUGUAAAUAUGGCACAUGAGAGUGAGAUGUCUACCGAAAAGCUCCCUUUACUUCCUGACGAUGUUGCAGCUCAGUGGCUGGGGUCUAAAUUGGGACACAAGGUCAAGUCAGUUUCGUUGACACGGACCAAAUUCGGCACGGGUACCAAACUAUUCUACUUCAUCGAGUACGAAAAUGAAGUAGCCGACCCAAGCUCACGGCCGUCGCACGUCUGUGUUAAGGGGGUGUUUGAUCCUGUCAUGCUUAAAUCUCAGUCGUGGACUCUGAGUCUAGCGCAGCGCGAAGCUGAUUUCUUCGCGAAGAUUGCGCCGGCUAUCAAGCAUAUGAGGUAUCCAAGGGGCUGGUGGGGAGGAAGAAGCGACCAGCAAGGUAUCGCCAUCAUGUCAGAUUUAGUGCAUGAAGGGUGCACGUUUCCAUCCGAGGCUGGGUCCUACCCUCUCGAAACGGUGCUUGAAGGUGUUUACCAGAUAGCUGGAUUGCAUGCCCAGUUCUGGGGCAAGAGUCAGGAGGACUAUCCUUGGAUUGAUAACAAUUACGACCCGGCUAUGUUGGCCAUUACGGAGACCUGGGACAGCGUCGUGCGAGAGCCUGGGCGACCCAAGCUACCGGAGUAUCUAAUGGACGGCGCACGUGUUAGAAAAGCACAGAAGAAGUACUAUUCCCGAAGGAAUCCCAAGUUCCGCACGCUACUCCACGGCGAUACGCACAUGGGAAAUACCUAUUUCACGGCUGAUGGGCACAUACGCUUCUUAGACUGGUCGGCGUUUCAUUUUGCCUCGUGCUUCCACGAUCUUGUGUACUUUGUGUCAACUAUGAUGACUGUCGAGGAUCGGCGGACCCAUGAGAUGGAAAUAUUGGAUUACUACCUGUCAACUCUGCACAGUCUGGGUGGACCAAAGCUUGACAGGAAUGACGAGGAGCUGAUGAUUGAGUAUAAAAAGUCGUACUUGACGAAUUUGGUAUGGCCCGUCUGCGGGUAUAUUUUACAACCUAAAACUACUGUGGACGUCUUUGCCGAGCGGACAAUCGCCGCAUGGGUGGACCAUAAAGUUCUUGAAGUUGUUGAAGCCGAGCCAUAGACGUAGUAUAGGAAUAAUAUUAGACCUUAGGUACAUUAGCUUUACCAGAUUCUAUCUAUAGCGAAGGUUGGGACCAAAUGUCUCGCAUAUCUAGUGACGAGCUACCCAGG